Molecule: messenger RNA, 771 nt
Organism: Vicia villosa (hairy vetch)
Lineage: Eukaryota; Viridiplantae; Streptophyta; Magnoliopsida; Fabales; Fabaceae
Product: protein FAR1-RELATED SEQUENCE 5-like
Exons: 2
Coding region: 1-771 (256 amino acids)
Source: RefSeq, a predicted model, not a curated record
AUGGAAUUCGGUACAGUUGAUGAAGCUAAUGUGUUUUAUUUCAAGUAUGCUAAAUGUAAAGGGUUUGCCAUUAGGAAAAGUGAUGUUAGGACAAGAUCGACUGAGGAUGGACAAACAAUUAUAAUGAGGCAGUUUGUAUGCAAUAAACACGGUCUAAGAGAUACAAAACACUUAAGGAGGCUUGAUAGAAAAAGAGAACACAGACCUACGACCCGCACUAAUUGUCCCGCUAGGCUUCGUGUGCAUUACAACCCCCAGAAGGAUAUUUAUGUAGUGACAUGUUUUGAAGAGGCUCACAACCAUGAAUUAACACCAUCUAGGUUUGUCCACUUACACCCCAUUUAUCGUGAGAUUACUGCAGCAGAUAGAGCUCAAAUUGACGGUCUACAGUCAAAUGGAAUUAGAACUUGUCAUAUAAUGGGGUACAUGGUUGCUCAGAAGGGUGGACACGAUCGUGUUGGGUUUACAAAGAAGGAUCUGUACAAUUAUUUUGAUAGUAAAAUGCGUGCUAAUAUUAAAGAUGGUGACGUUGCCGCUGCUAUAAAUUAUCUAACUGUGAAGUCAUCUACUGAUCCCAUGUUAUAUGGUAAAUAUGCCGUAGACAUGGAUGGACGAAUGAAGUCUCUUUUUUGGGCUGAUGGAAGCAGUAGAUCUGACUAUUUUUGUUUUGGCGAUGGUGUAACCACCACUCUCAGACAGUUAUUUUUGGUGCUGCGUUGGUGUCAGAUGAAACGACAGAGACGUAUAAGUGGUUGUUGGAGUGUUUUUUAG